UGUGAAUAAGUUGUGUCUGCGGAAACUACAAUAAUACGCACCUCUCUCUAACUCUGAGCAAUUUACUCUUUCCAAGAAGGUGCAGAAGAAUGUACAUGUGCAUUAAAAUACAGAGAGAGAAUAUUUUAUUUGAAAUCCGUGUGAACAAAUCGGGUAGAAGUGUGUCAGAGCCGCUUUGUGCGAAGUUCAAACACCAGCCACUCUGUUCUGUUAGUGUGACUUAUAAAUGAUCCAAAUCUGACCGAAACGUCGAUGUAAGUUCCUCCUCUGUCCUAAGUGCGUGUUGUGUGUUGUGUAUAUAAGAUGCCCUCUUUGGAAAAGGUAAAGAGACCGGACAUGUGAUAACGAUAUGAGUUUGCAAAAAGGAUGUGAAAACUUACACGAGGAUUUCUUGGUGCCGGAAAUGAGAGAGAGAGGGAAAAAAGAGAGUCGUAAAUUUAAACUGGGAAAGAAGCAGUGUGGAGGGGAGAGUGGGAAAUGCUUCUGCAGAUGGUCGGUAGAGUUUCAGAAUAGAAAUUGUGCGUGCUUAGUUAAAAAAAGUUUGGGAACUUAGAAAAAUUGAUGCAUAAAAGAGGGAAAUAGUUUUGAUAAACAAAAGAGAAAAAUGACUUGAUGCAUAGAAGAGUGAAAAUGGUUUGAUGCAUUUUUUUGAAAAGACUGGUUUCCACGAGAUUAAGCUCCACACACACACAUACACGGGACCAGGAGCUGUGAAUCGACCCCUGCAACUACAUAUAGGUGGCAGCGUUAAACCCGUAGGGAUCACAUUUCUCCCGGGGAACGGGAGGCAUUCGGAUUCGAUCCAACAAAGGGAAGGCCAAAUCCAGUUCCUCGCAUCAAGACCCCCGUCACCGGCGUCAAAGAACCUCCCUUGAGCUUCUUAUUCAUGUCAGCUCUGAAGCAACAUAAGGCAAGACUGGAGCACUGCUGAUAAACAACUUUGAACCAAUGAACAAAUAUGAACACUAAUUCUGAACAGUUGAAAAAACUGUGGAUGAAAUGUUAAGGACAGGAUUGAACAGUUGACACCAAUGUUGAACAGAUGAGAAUAGUGAUUAGACAACCGAUGAUGAGCAUACAAGAACAGUGAUAAUGAACUACGAUGAACAUUUGUGAUGGAGAACAAUGUGAGAUGAACAAUGAACUUUCCUCUCAGUAUUUAGUAAGGAAAAUAACUCCAGGGGUUUGGCUGACGAACAGGGUUUGAAACCUAUCGACUACACGAGACAAGAAUACUUUAACCCCUAGAAUAAAAAUUAACUUCUCUGUAUAUAUAUAUACACUGAGAGAAAUAUACCUUUCUGUAUAUACAUCCUGUUGUUCAGAAAAUUACUGAAGAAAUAGGAGAUAAUGACAAUCCUAAGAGGCUUUAAAUUGAAUAGAAACACUCACUAAUUGCAGGACAUGAUAAGAUUUUCUUCGGAUUUUUAAAGCUAGAGGGUUAGCCACGAAGAAUAACCCAAGAAAGGCAGUGCGUCAUAGAGGACUGUCUGUCCUAUUUCAUAACUUUCUCAAAUUCACUUUAGCAUAUUAUUGGUUUGAGCAAAAUAAAGUGGAGGAGGAGUCGAUUUAGACAGUAUAUGGAAAGUGGAGGCUGUGUUAACUCAACACGUAAACAUCCUAAGCUUCCUGCCCUGGAUGUAGGCUUCCAGUGGAAUGUUUGCGUAGAUGGAGACAAAAUACGUUAGUUUACCUUCAUUUUAUUUAAGAAAAAAAACGUACGGAUGUAAACUUUAUGGGGAACUUAGAUGUUUAUUCAGGUUACACUCUUCAGUACACUUAAGAGAAUUUGAAGGUUUAAGGCCUAUCCACUACACAAGGGUCAUUAAAGCUGGUUGGGUGCUUAAUGGCGUUUAAGGCCUGUCAACUACACGAGGGUCAUUAAAGAUAGUUGGAUGCUUAAUGAUGUUUAAGAUCUAUCAACUACACGAGAAUCAUUAAGGCUGCUGCAUGUAACCUUUUCACCAUCAGAGGACUUGAACUCUCAGCAUAUAUACACUGAGAAAUACACCUUACAUUGCAUACAUCCUUUAUUAAGCUAAAAUAAGCUUAGCUUUAUUCAUGAACGCUACAAACGAUUUGUAACUUUUUUAGCCAGUGUUGAUAUUUUAUACAAAUGUUUUUGAGAGCACAUGUAUGUUUGUAGAAGUAUAUGUUAGGGAUAAAUUAUAUAGAUUUAAGAUGGGUCGAGCUAACAAAUAUUAUGUGAUUAGUCGCAUUGUGGAUGUGUGUGUUACGAAGCUACGAGAAGGGUGUGAAAGGGGACUUGUGGGAGAUGUAGGGAGUAGUAGUGACAGUGAAUGGAGGUGAAGGCAGAAAGAGGGUGGAGGGUGGAAGGUGGAAGGAGUGAGAGGGAAGUGCAGCAGAGAAGACAGAUGAGAGGCGAAGCAGAGAAGUUCAGGAGCAGAAUCCGUGAAGGCACAGGACGUGAAGGUCAGCAGUCUAUGUGGUGCAACACAGUAAGGGCUGCAAGGUAGGGGCAGGGCUGUGUAUACGGAAAGGGUGACAGGGAGUGAGCAAGGUACAGAUGGCAAAGGCUUGAGCUUGUAUUCCAGGAUGUACAUGAACUCCAAGGGCAACCUAGACUACUGGUCAACAGACAACUGCUGUGUGAAGUGGUCCCUCAAGACGGGUGCCUGCACUAUUGGCACUCUAUCUCUGGUGUGGCAAGCACUGAUGGUGACAGCUGGCGUUAUGAUGCUGGUAGACUGCCCUGUCGAGCAUGCUCUCACCGACACCCACCACUCCCUCCUUCAGGAGGCAGGUAUCGGCACCAGCAAUGCCACCCUACACCCAGGUGUCACCCUCUCUCAGGAGGGUGUCGACAGAGGUGCCGCCCAGGAAGGUGCCAGCAAUGCGGAUGGCGAGGCGGUGCAGAGUGCCAAUGGCUGUCUCCUUGCUGAGAGGAACGACAACAGCAGCAGCAGCGACUACAGCAACAGCAGCAGCAGUGACUACAGCAACAGCAGCUACUACAACAGCAGUAGCAACGGCAUCAGCAGUAGCAACAGCAACAUCAGCAGUAGCAACAACAGCAGCGUUAAAAAAUUUAGCUGCCCGUGGCUACCUGAACCAGAAACACAGGUGUUAGGCAUUUAUGACCAAGGCAAAUUGUUGCUGGUAGCUGGUCUCUUUCUCACCUACUCCAGUAUCUACUGCAUCCUCUCUCUGUGUGUCGUCGUAGGCGUUAUUAAGGGGUCGGUGAAGCUACUGCAGGGGUGGGUGGCCUUCACGGGCGUGCACAACAUCGUUAUCUUAGUGUUCCUGCUGGUGCCUCUGCCCUUCACCACACUCCCCCACCUCGUCUUCGCCAUAGCUCACUUCAUCAUCUCCCUCUACACCUGGGCCGUCGUCAAGUCCUACAUGUUCUCCCUCAAAAUAGAGAAAAACAAGCUAUUGCUUCCCGAGGGCUCCAUCACGGAUUACCUUGUCGAUGGUAUUGACGUGACGGAGAUUCCAGUGGAGGUCUGACCACAGUCUGUCCAUGGAUUAUAUCAUCAAUAACAUGAUUUGAGAUCCCCGUGGAUGUCGGACGACGAACCACGGUUCGGGUGGGGUUAGAGCCCAUGGCAAGUGAGUCGUAAAACUCCAAUAAGAACAUAAGAACGAAGGAACACUGCAGAAGGCCUACUGGCCCAUGCGAGGCAGGUCCAAGUCUCCUACCGGCUUAAGCCAAUGCACCCAACCUAGUCAGGUCAGGUCACAUUGACUUAAGGGAGGAACACGGCAACCGACCUGGUAGCUCAAGCUAUCAGGUCCAACUCACACCCACCCACAUCCACUCAUGUAUUUAUCCAACCUAUUUUUAAAGCUACACAACGUUCUGGCCUCUAUAACUGUACUCGGGAGUUUUUUGUUCCACUCAUCCACAACUCUAUUAUGACAGAAAUCCCGUGGAUGUCUGACGACAGCCCGUCCUUCAAAUGGAAGUGGAAUGGUUUUACCGAUGAGACGAGGAAAAGGACACUUACGUACUUUGAAAAUGGGUUUGGACAAAUAUUUUUGUUAGUGGGCUUAUGUAUGAGAAGGACCUGCCUAGUAUGGGCCAGUAGGCCUGCUGCAGUGUUCCUUCUUUCUUGUCUUCUUAAUUAGAGGAAAUCUUUUCGCCAUGCGUUGCUUCUUCAGUCCGUGUGGAGAAACAUUUCAUUAAUCAGUGCUCUGAACUGUACAUAAGUGCAAUUUAUAUCCUCUCCUGGAGGCAACGCCGGUAGUUUAAUCUGGCUAAAGACGGAAAGUAAAACGCCGUUGACACAGUGUGAUGCGUGAAUUACCAUGGGAUGGAACCUAAGCUAUGACUGCAUUGUAAAUAUAACUGACUAGCAGUGUAUCCUGUUAUUGGGGGGUUUAUAGGGCCACUGAUAGCUUGCGCCGUAAGCACUGUAUUAUUGUACAGUUCGCUUGGUGAAUUUCCACCUUUUCUGUCCAUGUUUAUAAAAAAGAUUUCAUGGCAAUUAUGUAUGUGACGAAGAGAACUACAAUGAGUGUAAAUGAAACAACAUAUUCGUUCAAGAAAGAAGGAAAAAGCCCUGUACCAUGACUGGAGUAAUACACAAAUGUCCCGCACAUACGAGACACAAACUUACAACGACGUUUUGGUCCGACUUUUAUAUAUGCAAAGUUUUGCCCACUGAGGGCUUACUAUGUACUUGAUAAAGUCCCUAGUGAGCGAAACGUUGCUUAAACAAAUGUACCAUAUGAAUAAGUAUAAG
Messenger RNA from Cherax quadricarinatus, 4709 nucleotides. RefSeq lists its product as uncharacterized. Lineage: Eukaryota; Metazoa; Arthropoda; Malacostraca; Decapoda; Parastacidae. The record is from RefSeq and is a predicted model, not a curated record.